AUGGUUUAUUUUUAUACAUCACAGCCUUUUCCAGAUUCAAUUCCACACCAGAUCAUUGUAGGAAAAGACAAAUUUGAGAAUGAUCUUCUAAUAAAAUAUGGUUAUCGGGAAUUGAACUAUACAUGGUUCCAUGCUGAUAACUAUUCUAGUGGACAUGUCUAUUUGAAGUUAUUAGAGAAAGAGAAUUCUGUGAGUGAUGUAAGCUCAGAGAUUGUUAAUGAUUGUUUGCAACUUUGUAAAUCUGAAUCGAUCCAAGGUAACAAACUGCCACAAUGUAGCAUCUUGAUCACACCUUGGCAUAAUUUGAGGAAGAAUAGGUUUAUGAAACCGGGAGAAGUUUCAUUUAAAUCACAGAGAGCAUGUACAAAACGAGAUUGUUUUGCAAGGGAUACAAAAAUAAUGAAUAGACUAAAUAAAACGAGGGUAGAAUUGUAUGAAGACGUAGAAAAUAUUCUACAUGAUGCUAAAAAAUCUAAAAAUCCAAAUUAUUUCACUGAAUUAAUUGCAAAUCAACGAGAUGAAUUACUGGAGAGUGAGAGGCUACGAAAAGCAGAAAAGAAGCAAAACAAAAAGCAACAAAAGAAGAGAGAAGAAGAAUGGGGAGAAGAUAUAGAUAGCGAUGAGAUAAGUAAACUAGCUGCUAUUUAA
Molecule: messenger RNA, 648 nt
Organism: Tetrapisispora phaffii CBS 4417
Lineage: Eukaryota; Fungi; Ascomycota; Saccharomycetes; Saccharomycetales; Saccharomycetaceae
Gene: JLP2
Product: Jlp2p
Exons: 1
Coding region: 1-648 (215 amino acids)
Source: RefSeq, a predicted model, not a curated record